Ipomoea triloba (trilobed morning glory) is the source of this 823-nucleotide messenger RNA. RefSeq lists its product as uncharacterized. The record is from RefSeq and is a predicted model, not a curated record. The transcript has a single exon. Bases 119 to 625 code for a protein of 168 amino acids. NCBI's taxonomy places the organism in Eukaryota, Viridiplantae, Streptophyta, Magnoliopsida, Solanales, Convolvulaceae.
UUCACGUACGCCCAUACUUUUUUUACUUUUUCUCUUUACAAAAGCAAUGUUUUCUUCUUUAGAUCUAAAACUCGAACGAUUUCGAUUCCAAUUUUGAUUCAGUUUAGUUUUUGCGGGUAUGGGAAAUCUCGUUCCGUGCUGUAGUUUAACUCCAAGAAUGUGCGCCGCCACCGCUAAGGCGGUGAGGGUGAUCGUACCGGGCGGCGGAAUCCGGCAGUUCUGUGAGCCGGUGAAGGCGGCGGAGCUCAUGCUCGAACACCCCGGCUACUUCUUGAUAAAUUCCACGUCCAUGAAUGUGGGGCGGCGGUUCUCGGCGUUGUCGGCGGAUGAGGAUUUGGAAAUGGGGAAUGCGUAUGGCAUGUUCCCGUUGAGGCGCGUGAACUCGGUGGUCACGGCGGCGGACAUGGCCGUGCUCUUGGAGAUGGCGGCGCCUGACUCCACCGCCAAACGGAUCGUUGUGAGAGUGUCGCCGGAAAAUGGGUCGUCGGAGGUGGAGGCGGCGCCGUCGUUGGAUUUGGUGUUUGAAGGGUUUGCGGAGCAGGAGAUGAAGUAUAGAUUAUCGUCGUCUCGGUCAAAGCGGCCAUUGUUGGAAACAAUCGUGGAAGAAUCGGUUCCCGCUUGUUAGUAUAAAAAAUGCGCAAUUGUCGGCACAUACUACUCUAUGCAAACUUAUCUUAUCUAUGAAUAUCGCUCGUAAAUGGUUAGUCCUGAUGUGAUAAUUGUAUGUUUAGAUAGUUAUUUAAUGUUUGUGAUGACAUUUUAUUUUAUAUACUAUGUAAUUCCAUUAUUGGAUGAGGUACAAAUAUAAAUAUAUUUUUGAGUU